This is a messenger RNA of Menidia menidia (Atlantic silverside), 1472 nucleotides long. NCBI's taxonomy places the organism in Eukaryota, Metazoa, Chordata, Actinopteri, Atheriniformes, Atherinopsidae. The record is from the annotation of a GenBank genome assembly.
CAGGCCAGCCUCCAUGCCCAAACACCAUAUAUAUAUAAACAGCAGCUUGCAUGAAACUCAGACUUAUUUCUGCAUUGAAGCACAGUGACUUGCACUAUCUAAAAUCUCAGUGACUUUACAGAGUAUUUUAGACAAUUGUAGACUACAAGUGAACAGAUCUAAUUGUGGCCAAACAGUGAGACAGUAAACAAUCAUAGAUGGAGCUGCUGAAAACUGCCCUCAUCAUCAUCCUUUUUACAGCAACAUCUGCAAAGCCAAUUCGCCAGUAUCAUGAUGCCGACAUUGCUGACAAGGACCAGACACAUGGAUUGCUUUGUGGCAUUAACAAGUUAUUUUCUCUCAACAUGUCUGAGGACUCUGAUGAAUCCUCAGAAAGUCUAUCUUCUGAGGAGUCCUCUGAGGAAGCCAUUAUUACAACUGAGUUGCCCCCACUGGUCAUGACCACAACAGCUAUGGCAAUCUUUACCUCAGGAGAUGGGAGUACCUUUGUCCCUGAGCCAGACACAGCAAACACUGAGGAACCAACAAUGACGGUUAUCAAGACAACAGUGAACACGACUGUGCCUGAGGAUCACACAUCAUCAUGUACCUCUCUAUGUUUUACAGAAGAGAUUCCAACACCAGCUCCCAUUACAGAAACAAGGGGAGAUGCCUAAGUGUAAAAGAAUAGAUAAUCAUUUUCAAAAAAGUAUUGGCACUUUUUUAAUCUUUUACAAGAACUAGAUCUUAUUAGUUCUAAUGACAGCUGGUUAAAUCUGAAAUAGGGAAAAAUCAUUUGUUUUGAAGCACAUUCUCUUCAUAUAGGGUUUUGCCUAUAAAUGCAUACAUAUAUUCAAAAUUAUGACUGGUACUCUUCUGUUUAUGUUUUUCUGUUUAAUAUAAAAGAAGGUGCAUCAUUAUGUGCUGAAUUUAUGUUUACAAGCUUUAUUGAUGUGCCUUUUCUCAGUCUCAACAUGAUAUUGUAGACAUGCUGUACUUCAACUACCAAUUUGUAAUGCUGUCACUGAAGUCACUGGAUGAUAAAUUAACCCAAGAAAUAAUCUGUAACUCGUGUGCAUGCUUUCUUUUCCUUUGUCAAUUGUUCUGAUAGUUGGUUCUCUGUUCUGUGGACAAAAAUAAUAAACAUUAUCCACAAAGAUCUGCUAAACUACAGGGUAAUUAAGUCCCACGGUGCUAUUUAAAGAAAUCUGUUUAAAACAAUCAUAUAAGAUUCAGAUUUGCAUUUCAACUAAACAGACUGAAAAGUGUCUUUUCAUGAAGUUGGAUUCAGAAUAUUUAUUAUAGAGCAGUGUGUUUAUAGACUGUGGAGGGUGUGUCAAGUUUUUGUUGUUUGUACAUGCUUACAAUGGGUUCUUGCCACAAUGGGUAUUUUGAUUAUAGGUUGUAAAUAUAUCUAUUUCCUGAUUAAAUGGAGCAUGCAUGGCAAAAACAAUGCCUUUAUUGCAUUCUGUUCUAAAUAAAUUUUGGUAACU